This is a messenger RNA of Hipposideros armiger (great roundleaf bat), 3015 nucleotides long. It is a transcript of the gene ADGRG7, whose product is annotated as adhesion G protein-coupled receptor G7. The transcript is spliced from 14 exons. Gene Ontology annotation, biological process: cell surface receptor signaling pathway; G protein-coupled receptor signaling pathway. Gene Ontology annotation, cellular component: membrane. Gene Ontology annotation, molecular function: G protein-coupled receptor activity. The record is from RefSeq and is a predicted model, not a curated record. Bases 1 to 1923 code for a protein of 640 amino acids. NCBI's taxonomy places the organism in Eukaryota, Metazoa, Chordata, Mammalia, Chiroptera, Hipposideridae.
AUGAACAAAAGCAAACGAGAGUCAAGGUUUGCCAAGGCCUUUUGGAGAGGAAAAUCUGCAGCCCCAUCAAGCACCCCUACAGGGUUAUGCAGCAAUGGUGGAACCUGGCAAAAUGGCAGAUGCAUUUGUCCGGAUUUGUGGACAGGACUGAGAUGUACAAGGGCUAAUUUCUGUGAAAACAGUACCUAUGGAGAUUUUACUUUUGACAAAAUUGCAGUGGGAAGAUAUGGGCCUUCCUUGCAAAAAUGCGGCGUGAACACUGUAAAUGCGGGCAGUCCAAGAGCAACCCGGCUGUGCACUCUUACUGAAAAUGGAGAGAUCGAAUUACAAAAUGCGACAAUAGGAAAUUGCAGUGCAAACCUGCAAACCCUGGAAGAUGAGGCAAAAUUAGUUGCUGUAACCACAGUGAGUCAACUCCUAGAUGCCAAAGAAGAGGUUUUUCAAAGAGCUGCCGCUGCCACUGCUGCUGCUAAUGACUUUGCAACGCUUACUACGCAAUUGGGGGAUUAUUCCUUAUCAAUGGGCAACCAGACAGUGGUGAGUCCUAAUGUAGCAAUACAGUCUGUUAGUGCCCCUGAAGGAAGCACUGCGUUUACAAGUGUUCGCUUCACUGUGCAGAAAGGAACUAGCAAUUCUCUCGCUCCUGGUUCCACACGUGUAGAUCCAAAUGUGGACACACUUAGUUUGGAUGCACAGACUGAACUUCAAAUCCAUACCUCGAAAAUUUUGCAGAGCUUCAAAAAGAACUAUAAAUAUGCUGAAUCACUAGACAUAUUAUCCAACGUUGGAUGUGCACUGUCCAUUACUGGUCUGAUUCUCACAAUUAUAUUUCAGAUUGUCACCAGGAAAGUCAGAAAAACCUCAGUAACCUGGGUGAUCGUCAGUCUGUGCACCUCAAUGUUGAUUUUCAACCUCCUCUUCGUGUUUGGAAUUGAAAACAAGAACUCUAAGAUAAGUGAUAGUGACACCAAUAAUAUGGAUUCUGAGAAUAACAAAAUACCUGAAGAAAGCAUUAUUACCACCCCAAAUCCCACGUGCACGGUGAUUGCUGCCUUGCUGCACUAUUUUCUGUUGGUGACAUUUACCUGGACUGGACUCAGUGCUGCACAGCUCUAUUUCCUUCUACUUAGGGCCAUGAAGCCUCUUCCUCAACGAUUCAUUCUUUUCAUCUCUUUAAUUGGAUGGGUUAAUGCUAGAUCAUGUGGCUUUAUAGUGUAUCAAAAUGACAAGCUUUUCCAAUCAAAAACUUUUACAAGUAAGUUAAAUGUUAACCAAAAAGUUGUGUCAAGCAAGACUGAUAAAGAAAUGCACAAGGAGAAUCAGGAUGUUUCUGUUGAAAUGGCCUUUCGCCCACAGUUCCUCUGCUGGCUGGCAAUUCCAGAGAGCGAUGGUAUUAUAACAAGCCCAUUCUUGUGGGCAUUCAUCGUACCUGUGACCAUUAUCCUCAUCAGCAAUAUUGUUAUGUUUACUGUNAUCUGUAGGAUCAUUCAGUGUAUUGCCACAAAAAAGAAUUCAUCGCUUAAGAAGAUUCUUAGCACAUUAUCUAUUGCAGUCGUUUUUGGAAUUACCUGGGUUCUGGCAUAUGCUAUGCUACUUGAUGAUGAUAACAUCAGGGUCAUCUUCAGCUACAUAUUCUGUCUUUUCAACACUACUCAGGGAUUGCAAAUUUUUAUCCUCUACACUGUGAAAACAAAAGUCUUCCAGGCUGAAGCUUCCAAAGUGUUGAAGUCCCUGUCAUCAUCUGCUGGGAGAGUGAAGCCGCUGCCAUCCAUGACCCCACUGAGGCUGCGUUUAAGGAUGUACAACAUGAUCAGAUCAUUUCCAACCUUCCAUGAACGCUUUAGGCUGCUGGAGCCAUUUAUAGUUACUGAGGAAACAACGCUCUCUGAAAGUGAGGAAACAAGGGGAGUAUCUAGACAGUAAAAGUGUUACUGUUUGUGGUCCUUUUAAUUCAACUUGUGUCAGUUUUCCUUUUACCUUCCUGUAUUAUCUAGUCCUCUUAGAAAGUCUCCCUUAAUAUAUUUUGAUUAAGGUUAAGAAUCAGGUAAAACCUUUUGUUUAUUAGCAUCAGGAAUAAUGAAUUUGGUAGUUUUUCUAUUCAAUAGAUUCUUACCCGAAUGAGGUAAAGAAUUCUGCCCAGCAUUCUAAAUAAUUCAAGAUUUUCAUUGCUUCUUAUAUCGUUAAGUUUGUGUGACAAACUUUGAUAAAAAUGUAGGACCUAAACAAAUUCUUUUACAAUUUACUAAAAGGGAUAUGAGGAGAAAAAUUUACCUCUCAGAACAAAAUGAAUUCUGAUGAACACCGAGGGGGUGUUGUUUGUAUGGAUCAUACUUUUGAUUUGUGAAUAUUUUAAAUUUAUAUGUGCUUAUAAGUUUAUUUCUAAUUAAGAAUUUUGCACCAAUUUAGCGUCUGGAAAGGGAAUUUUUUGUUGUUGUUAAAAAAACAAACAUGUUUUAUGACCUGAAGAGUUGGCUCUGUGAGAAACGGGCAGUGAGACAUAGAAAGAUUAGAUGGAUACUAAAGCCUAGAUAUCUCCUUCCAGCUCUUGAUAUAGCUGCCUUUUUAUUGAUAAAAUGACACUGAGUCUCACAAAAGGAAAAAGUUAGUGACACUUGUCCCUUGUGACUUUUAAAAGAUCUAACUGCUUAUGGAAUUUUAAACACUUGAAUUAUAAAUGGCUUCCUAAAUAAAGAAUGACCUCCAUUGGAGUGGGGAGCACUCACACUGGACUUAGGAAAUAGUCUUUAAAUUGCUGUGUUCUGUUUUGCCAUAAACUAGGCAGCUGCUGUGAGUGCACUGAACUAAGGGACUAACGAAAGUCAGGUGAGCUGUGGCAUACACUUCUCACCAUGCCCUAAAGUACGUGUACAUGUGUUUUUUAUGGAAAUGGUUGUAACUGACUGUUGAAUUCCUUGGCAAGCCAACAAGAACCUUUUUCAUCUGUAGGAUAAUUACAAGAUCUUACAAGAUAGUGGGGAAAAAAAUAAAUGGAAAAGAAUAAAGAAGACAUGCAGU